AUGUCGAGCUUCACUAGCUUCUCCUCCGCGAGCUUCUCGUACAGCUCAAACAUCAACGGCCAGCGCAGCGGCCAGGCGUAUCGCAGGGAAGCCCACAGCACGCCUGAAGGCACCUCCACCAGAACCACCACUCAGAACCUCGGCGAGCCUACCAUCCAAGAAACUCGCCACUACGACGCAAACGGUCGCGAACUGCUCGGCAGCGGCCAGGCCGCAAACAGGCCCGCGAUCCAGCAGUCUGGCGGCGGACGUGUUGAAGAGAUCGAGGAUUCCGAUGCCGAUCGCGCAUACCGGGCAAAGAUGGAGGACGAGUACGCCAAGAGGGAGGGUGGCGCGUAA
Messenger RNA from Diplodia corticola, 339 nucleotides. Its product is annotated as cytochrome p450 protein. Bases 1 to 339 code for a protein of 112 amino acids. Lineage: Eukaryota; Fungi; Ascomycota; Dothideomycetes; Botryosphaeriales; Botryosphaeriaceae. The transcript has a single exon. The record is from RefSeq and is a predicted model, not a curated record.